Symbiodinium natans is the source of this 1803-nucleotide messenger RNA. Lineage: Eukaryota; Dinophyceae; Suessiales; Symbiodiniaceae. The record is from the annotation of a GenBank genome assembly.
AUGGCCACAGUUGCGCGAGCAGAUGGCUACAAUGGAACCCGACUUCCUUUGCGCGAGGCUCGUCCAGGUAGACAACAGGUGCCCAGCAGGUUACCAGACGAGCACGUCAAUCGCAAGGACAACACAUUGAACAUCGAGCAUUUCAUAUCUGAGAAGCGGUCAGGGCUUGAUCACGGUGUUGUCACUCCCAGGAAGCCAGACAGCGACAAGCUGACGGCCAACAGAGUUGUCAAGGAUCAGAGAAUCUUCUCCAACGGCAACUCCUACGUUGGCACAUGGCUCAAUGGCCGAAUGCAUGGCGAGGGCCAUUACAUUUGGAGCGAUGGCAGCGAGUACUUCGGCGAGUUUCAUGAGGGCUACAUGUGGGGCAAUGGCAAGAAGACUUGGCCCACUGGUCGUACAUACGAUGGUGAGUGGCGGAAGGACCAGAUGUGGGGCGACGGCAAGAUGACCUGGCCGUCCGGAGAGGAGUACAUAGGCACCCUGAAGAAGGGUGUGUUCCAUGGCAAGGGAACUCGCACCUGGCCAAACGGAGAUCGCUACGCCGGGAAUUUCAAGCAUGGUAUGCAGGAGGGCGAGGGCAUCUUCGAAAGUGCAGAGGAGGGCUGGGUGUACAGCGGCCAGUGGCUCCAGAAUCGGAUGAAUGGCCGGGGAAAGGUGAAGUGGCCUAACGGCAUUGAGUACGAUGGCGAGUGGAAGGACGGCAUCCGAGAGGGCAAGGGCAAGCUGACCUGGGCCGAUGGAUCUUGCUACAAAGGAGACUUCCAGCACAACUGCAUAGAGGGCAAGGGCAAGAAAACUUUGCCAGAUGGCUCUUGGUUCGAGGGGCAAUUUCACGAUAGUGAGCUGGAGGGGCGCGGCACCUUCCAUUGGCCUGAUGGUACUGAGUUUGAGGGCCUCUGGCACAACAGCGAGAUCGUGGGUCCUGGCUGUCACAGGUUCCCCAAUGGCACCAUGAUCACCGGAGUCUUCGAAAAUCACGGAGCUACCGGUGAGGGCACCAAGAAAUGGGCUAAUGGAUGCACAUACACAGGCACGCUCCUGAACAACAGCAUUCACAAGUACGGCGUGUUCCAAUGGCCCGACGGACGGCGCUACAUUGGCCAGUUCCAGGAUGAGAUGAUGCACGGCGAGGGCAUGCUUUGCUGGACCGAUGACUUUGGCGUGUGUCGGUACAAGGGUUCCUUCGAGCACAACGUGUUCCAGGGCCACGGAGUACUGGAAUGGUCCGUGAAGGCCAGAUACGUCGGUGAGUUCUUCAACGGCUUGUACCAUGGUGAAGGCACCUUCGAGUGGCCAGACAAGGCAAAUAUCUACCGUGGCCAGUGGCAAUUCGGAGAGAUGAGCGGCCAGGGAACCUUGACAACCAGUUGCGGCUCCAUUUAUUCGGGCGAGUUCCAUGCUGGCAACAUGGAGGGCCGUGGCACGAUCACUUUCAUCACCAACGACCAGUACACCGGCGAAUUCAAGGACUCUCUAUUUAAUGGCCUGGGCUGCUACACGUGGUCUUCGGGCGUCACGCUCACAGGAGUCUUUGAAAACAACGUUUGCAGCAAGGUCGGAAAGAAGACGUACACCAAUGGUCUGAUGUACGUCGGGGAGCUCUUGGAAGACCAGGAGCAUGGCCGUGGCGUCCUCACCGACCCCAGUGGAACGCGGGUAGUUGGCGUGUGGAACAAGGGCAGGCUAGAAGAGGAGCUGAUAGAGAUGAUCGUGUCCGCUGCAGAGGUGGAUCCCCGUGGUCCAUCCGAGCAGAGAGUCUUCGUGGCAUCCAGGCGGCCGGAUGCGAUUCCGCAAACGUAG